AUGGCUGAUGCACGUGGAGGACGCGGCCAGGCUCGCGGGGGCCGUAGCGGUGGUGAUCGCGGCGGUGGUCGUGGUGACCGUGGUCGUGGUGGUGAUCGUGGUCGCGGCAGCUUCCCCAGAGGCGGAGGCGGCGACCGGGGAGGCCGUGGAGGCGGCUCCCGUGGGGAUGCCAGCGGCUUUAGAGGAGACCGCGGGCGUGGCGGCAGCUUUGGCGGAGGAGGCAGCGAUCGCGGCGGCUUCCGUGGUGGACGCGGGGGCAAUUUUGGCGGAGGCGGCGAUCGCGGUCGUGGUGGACGGGGGGGCCGCGGCGGCUUCGCUCCUCGUCGUGACGCAUUCGAAGGCGAGCCUAAAACUUUCUACGGGUACGUAUUGCUAUACUCCGUGAUGACAUCGGAAUUGACACCCUUCAGACAGGGCUCGGUUAUUCCUCAGCCUGACACCGACGUGACCAACCUCGAGGACGCCACCGUCAAGAGCCACCAGUCCAAAGACCUGGCCAUCGUCAAGAAGAUGGGCAGUAUGAAGCUCACCGACUCGACCGUCUCUCUCAUGCCCCGUCGGCCGGCCUAUGGAACUAAGGGGAAACAGAUUAUCGUCUGGGUUAACUACUUCCGCAUGGCCAUCACGCCCGUGGUCCUGUAUCGGUACAACCUCGAGGUCCGCAAGGGCGAGAAUGGAGAGGAAUUGGCAGACGACCCUAAGGGCAAACGAAAAGGCAAAGCGCAGGCCGGAGGCGGAGGCGGUGGCGGCGGCCAUGGGCCCCCUACCAGUGUCCCGAAGCGCAAGCUCAAGAUCAUCCUGCAGCACGCUCUCGCAGAGCUGCAACGUCUUGAGCCGAAGGCCGUUCUGGCAACCGAGUUCAAGUCCCAGCUCGUCUCGCUCAACAGGCUAAAGCUUGCAAAAAACCCUAUCGUCGUCAAGUUCAAGAAUGAAAGCGCCACGCGCGAGGAGCUUUACAACGUCAAGAUCGUCGGUGAGACCGAGGUCCCGUUGGCUGCCAUGGCCCAGUACCUCCGAGACAUGGUCGACCCCAGCGAUCGCGACGACGCGCACUUCCCCCGCUUCGAGACCUGUGUCGAUGCCCUCAAUGUCGUUCUCGGCCAUAGCUCACGGGCGAACGACCAGGUCGCCGCCGUCGGCAAGGGCCGCUUCUUCCCGUGCGGUCCCGCGGCCACCUCGGCGCGGCUCGGCCAGCAGGGCUCCCUCACGGCCAUCAGAGGAUUUUUCCAGAGCGUCCGGCUUGCCACCGGCAGGACCUUGCUGAACGUCAACGUCACUCACGGCGUCUUCAAGACCGAUGUCCUUGUCAGCGACCUUUGUAGGUGGUCCGGCGUCGACAAGUUCGGCACCGACGGCAUCAACGCGCAGGACACCGUUCAUGUGAGAUUGCGUGGCUUAUCCAAGUUCCUCGCCAAGACCCGCGUGACCGUCCAGUUUCGCACCGCCGAUGGUAAAGACGUCACGGCCAAGAAAGCGAUACACGGGCUUGCUUGCAGUCGAGAUGUUGACCACACCGUUGUCUUCUCCCGCGGCUUCGUCUACGGCGGCCCGCAGGAGGUCCGUUUCCAGCUGAAUCCCGCCGAGGGCCAGACCAAGGUCCUUGGCAGCAAGCGGCCUGGUCUCUACUCCGUUGCAGAAUACUGGGAAUGGAAGUACGGACAGGCUCCGGACAAGACCCUGCCCCUGGUCAACCUCGGCACCCCUUCCAAGCCCAUGUUCUUCCCGGCCGAGCGGUGCACCAUCACCGCCGGCCAGGCUGUCCGUUCCAAGCUCUCCGGAGACGAGACCACGGCGAUGCUCGACUUUGCCUGCCGCUCUCCCUUUGCCAACGCCGUCUCCAUCGAGCGCGACAGCGCGGCGGCUCUGGGCCUUGACGAGCCGAUACUGAAGGACUUCGGCAUCACGGUGGACAAGAGGCUGUUGACCGUCAUUGCCCGCGAGCUUAUACCACCCGUCGUAAUGUAUGCCAACAACAAGGCUCUUCACACGCGCAGCGGCUCGUGGAAUUUGGGCGGUGUCAAGUUCGCCAAGCCAGGCCCAAAAAUAACCAACUGGAACUGGGUGCGUAUCACGGAAGGCCCGAAUCCCAGGGUGCCCACCGAAGUAGUCGAGGAGUCUGUUCAGAAAUUUGUCGAGUUCCUCAAUGAAAGUGGAGUUGCUAUCGACACGCAGGCUCCGAACACCGCUCACCAGAUCACUGUCGGUCGCGGCACCGCCACCGAGGACAUCAGGAGAGCAUUCGCAGCCAUAGCAGACUACACCACCAAGGCGAAGGGCACCACCAAAGGCUUCUUCCUGCUGGUCAUCCUACCCAGACAGGACAACACGCUCUACGGUGCCGUCAAGUCUCUCGCCGACGUCCACUUCGGUUUCCAUACCAUAUGCUCCGUCGAGAGAAAGUUCCUCCAGGAUAACACCCAGAUUUUUGCUAAUAUCGGUCUCAAAUGGAACCUCAAGAACGGCGGCAACAACCACCUCGUCAAGGACACCAUCGACAUCGUCACGUCGGGCAAGGCCAUGAUCGUCGGAUACGACGUCACGCAUCCUACCAACAUGUCCAACGACAGGAGCACAGCGCCCAGUCUCGUCGGGAUGGUUGCUAGCGUUGACAAAGACCUUGGACAGUGGCCGGCCGUCGCGUGGGAGCAGCCCUCCCGCCAGGAGAUGCUCGGGGACGAGUUGACAGAGCACUUCAAGUCUCGCUUGCUAUUGUGGCGUCAGCGCAACCAGAACAAACUCCCCGAGUUCAUCGUCAUCUACCGCGACGGCGUCUCGGAAAGCCAGUUCACCCAAGUCCUCGAGGUCGAGCUUCCUAUGAUCCGCAAGGCGUGUGACCAGCUUUAUCCGCCCAAGCAGCGCCCGAAGCUAGCCAUCAUCGUGUCGGUCAAACGUCAUCAGACGCGCUUCUACCCUGCAUCUGAACAGAACAUGGACCCCAAGUCGCGCAACAUCAAGAACGGCACGGUCGUCGACCGCGGCGUCACCCAGGCACGCACCUGGGACUUCUUCCUGACCGCCCACACGGCUCUCAAGGGGACCGCACGCCCUGCCCACUACACCGUGCUCAUGGACGAGAUCUUCAGGGAGAAGUAUGGCGUCGGCGCCCCCGCUGCAGAUCAACUGGAGAAGCUCACCCACAACAUGUGCUACCUGUUCGGCCGCGCCACCAAGGCGGUCAGCAUUUGCCCGCCGGCGUAUUACGCAGACAUCGUGUGUGAACGAGCACGUCUCCACCGUCCUCAUUUGUUUGAUGUUUCGGACGCAGCGUCUACGGCCACAGGCGCGUCUCUGACUGCCACGCCAUCGAACGCCAUCCAGGUCCAUCCGAACCUGAGGGACACGAUGUACUAUAUCUGA
Messenger RNA from Colletotrichum chrysophilum, 3357 nucleotides. RefSeq lists its product as uncharacterized. Lineage: Eukaryota; Fungi; Ascomycota; Sordariomycetes; Glomerellales; Glomerellaceae. The record is from RefSeq and is a predicted model, not a curated record. Gene Ontology annotation, molecular function: protein binding; nucleic acid binding. The transcript has a single exon. The coding region runs from base 1 to 3357 and encodes 1118 amino acids.